CGCCGCCGCCCACGCGCAACCCGCUGCUGCAGGAGCGCUGCAACAGCGAGGAGCUGCGGCACGUCGUCUGCCACCUCGAGACCAAGGAGCUGUGGGACAAGUUCAACGAGCUGGGCACCGAGAUGAUCAUCACCAAGUCCGGCAGGCGCAUGUUCCCGACGUGCCGCGUGUCGUUCACGGGCGUGCGCGCCGAGCAGCGGUACGCGGUGCUGAUGGACAUCGUGCCGGUGGACAACAAGCGCUACCGCUACGCCUACCACCGGUCGUCGUGGCUGGUGGCCGGCAAGGCGGACCCGCCCGCGCCCUGCCGCCUCUACAUGCACCCCGACUCGCCCUUCACCGGCGAGCAGCUGCGCAAGCAGGUCGUCUCCUUCGAGAAGGUCAAGCUCACCAACAACGAGAUGGACAAGCACGGACACCUGGUGCUGAACUCGAUGCACAAGUACCAGCCGCGCAUCCAUCUGGUGAAGCGCAGCGAAGCCAACGCCUCGGUGCCCAUCACCGACCUCGAGAGGGAGGAGUUCAAGACCUUCAUCUUCCCAGAGUCCGUCUUCACCGCUGUCACUGCCUACCAGAACCAGCUGAUUACGAAGCUGAAGAUUGACAGCAAUCCUUUUGCCAAAGGCUUCCGGGAUUCGUCGCGACUAACGGAAUUCGAAAGGGAGACGAUGGAGUCGAUGCUGGCGGAGCAGCAGUACCUGCGCGCGCCGCUGCGGCCCUUCUGCGAGCUGGACACGCACAACAACAACCUGACGCUGGAGGAGAAGGCGCUGCUGGCGGCGCGCAGCCAGCUCUUCCUGCGCGCGGCCGCCGCCGCUGCCGCCUCCGCCGCCGCCUCCGGGGGCGCGGGCGCCGCCGCCGCCGUGGGGCCGUACGGCCCACUGGGGCCCGCCGUGUACGGCGCCGGCCCUCUCUGGGGGCAGUGGGCAUGCCUCGGCCCCCAGCUGCUGCACGCGCACCAGCUCGCCGCCGCCGCCGCCUCCGCCUCCGUCUCCUCCGCCGCCGGCCAGCAGCUGCCGGCGCUGCCGCGGCCCCUCUACCCGGGCAUCGCGCAGCAGCACAGGUAA
Molecule: messenger RNA, 1067 nt
Organism: Schistocerca cancellata (South American locust)
Lineage: Eukaryota; Metazoa; Arthropoda; Insecta; Orthoptera; Acrididae
Product: T-box transcription factor TBX20-like
Exons: 5
Coding region: 123-1067 (314 amino acids)
Biological process (GO): regulation of transcription by RNA polymerase II; heart development; cell fate specification
Cellular component (GO): nucleus
Molecular function (GO): RNA polymerase II cis-regulatory region sequence-specific DNA binding; DNA-binding transcription factor activity, RNA polymerase II-specific
Source: RefSeq, a predicted model, not a curated record